AUGCAGGAGUACUAUCCUCCUUCCAAGGCUGCCAAGUUAAAGAAGCAGAUCCAGAAUUUUCAGCAGUUUGGCAAUGAAGAUAUUCCUGAGGCUUGGAAGAGAUUUAAGGAGUUGAGGAGGCAGUGCCCAAAGAACUUGAUGACCCCAGGUGACUUUAUUUCAUCAUUCGAUGAGGGAUUGACUAACCGGUCGAAGAUUAUUCUAGAUACCUCAUCCUUUGGGGGUAUUUUCAUUGAUAUGGGACCGGCAACUGGAAAGCAGUUGAUUGAGAGGAUCACCUCUAACAAUGCUUACUGGUACACUGAGGGGGAUGAUAUACCUAAGAGAGAGAAGACAGCUGGGAUGUUCGAAGUUGGAGAAAAGAUGGCAAUGCAGGCUCAGCUGGAUACCAUACAACACAUGCUAAAGCAGUUAGUACAGGGCACUACUCAGAGUGUCCAGGCAGUUGCCCAGCCUCCACUGAUUCCACAGAUUCCUUAUGUUCCUAACCCUUACUAUUGUACCACAGGCAAUCAAGUGAGGAACAAUCCACCAGGUUUUCAAGGUAAUCAAGGGAACAGAGGUGGCAACCAAGGAGCUCAGUGGAGAAAUAAUCAGAAUAAUCAGAAUCCCAAUCAAGGGCAGUUCCAGCAAGGGAAUCAGAAUUUUGGGAACACUCAAGGUCAAGGUUUCUCUAGACCACCUCAGGAUGUUGAUAUGCAGACCCUCAUGAACCUCAUGAUGGCUCAGACGACUCAGAUAAAUAAGUUACAGGCACAGGUAGAGAGCCUCACAGCUCAACAGCAAGGUGGUGGUAAUCAGUUUUCUAAUCAAGCCUCAUCUUCGAAUGGUAGACUGCCAGCAAGUACUGAAAAUCCAAGGCACCAAGUGAAUGCAGUCACCACUAGGAGCGGAUUAGCAUUGAAGGAUCCUCCACUUCCUUCAAAUGAUCUAGUGCCUAAGAGAACUGAUAAGAAGGAUGAGGGCACUCAAGUUGAGGAUGUUCUUGAUGAUAGUGAGGAGGAGCCUGUGAUUCAGAGAGAUAGUGCUAAAGGAAAAGCCCCUGUGCCAGAUGAGAGUACUCCAAGUAAGAAGCAUGAAAGGAAGAACAAGAAGGUAGAUGAUUCGGUUAUACCUUGCAACCUGUUACCAUAUCCACAGAGGUUGUGGAAAUCAAAGGAGUCUGAUAGAGAGAGCAAGUUCCAUAAGAUGUUAGAUAAGCUAGAGAUCUCCAUGCCUUUUGUUGAAGCAAUCACUCAGAUUCCAUCGUACAAGAAGUUUCUAAAGAACAUUUUAGUCAAUAAGAAAAAGCUAGAGAAGAGUGCGGUGGUGGAUCUGAGCGAAGGAGCCUUGACCUGUGCAGUUCUUCAACAUAAACUACCUCCUAAGCUGAAAGAUCUAGGUAGUUUUUCCAUCCCUUGCAUCAUUGGUGGAUUUGUAGUUGGUGGUGCUCUGUGUGAUCUGGGUGCCAGUGUUAGUCUUAUGCCAUAUUCUUUAUGUAAGAGGCUCAACAUGGGAACACCAAAACCCACCUCCAUGACCCUACAGAUGGCGGAUCGCUCCAUAAAGCGUCCGGUGGGAGUUUUAGAGGAUGUCCCGGUCAUGAUUGAUCAGUACUUUAGUUGCUUGGAUUCUAAGUGA
This is a messenger RNA of Ipomoea triloba (trilobed morning glory), 1620 nucleotides long. RefSeq lists its product as uncharacterized. NCBI's taxonomy places the organism in Eukaryota, Viridiplantae, Streptophyta, Magnoliopsida, Solanales, Convolvulaceae. The transcript has 2 exons. The record is from RefSeq and is a predicted model, not a curated record. The coding region runs from base 1 to 1620 and encodes 539 amino acids.